Molecule: messenger RNA, 909 nt
Organism: Odobenus rosmarus divergens (Pacific walrus)
Lineage: Eukaryota; Metazoa; Chordata; Mammalia; Carnivora; Odobenidae
Gene: CUNH8orf48
Product: chromosome unknown open reading frame, human C8orf48
Exons: 1
Coding region: 22-909 (295 amino acids)
Source: RefSeq, a predicted model, not a curated record
GCCCAAACGGACAUCAGGGCUAUGGCAGACCUUUCUGACGAGAUGCUGACUGAUGAGGUACAGAGUUCCAGUUCUUUCAGCUCCUCUGGAGGACUGCCGCCCUGGUCCCAUGCCUCUGGGAAUGGAAGGACUAUGCACUUGGAGUAUCGAGGCAAACAAUCUGAGCUUUCAGACUACCAAAAUAAUGAAAACAAGUUCAGUAGUAAAUGGAUCAACUAUCACAAGGGCAAAGAAACUAACUCUGGACAAUACCAAUCAGGCACUAAACUUCGAACAGAAACCACUCGGGUAUCUGAUGAAGAACUGAAUGCCCUGCAGUCUUUUUGUGCUGUUAAGAUAAACCUGAUCCAUCGCAAAGCAAACUUUAAGGAGAAAAAGAGGAGCAGACACCAAAAGCCACAGCUUAGAUUGGAUGCAGAGGCUUCAGAGAAGGAUACCUUAAACUGCACCGUCCCUGAUGAACUUCUGAACAGAAUCUACCUAAAAAACAUGAGGACAACACCAAAACAGGUGGUGACAGCUAAGCAACACAUUUCUUCUUGGUGUCCCCAUUGCAACAGAAAAAGAGCAGAACUGGCCCAAUCUGCCUUUCUGCGACAGAAGAAGACUUUACUGGAGUCAUUUCUACUCCAAGAGAAGAUAGACAAACACCUUUUUACCAAAGACUUUCUUACCCUUAUUGGAGAUGCACAUCAGGAGGGUUUUCCCAGGCUUUCAGAUGACCCCAGAAUAAUCUGGAAAAGGCUGAAUGAGAAAAGUCAGAUCAGAUACUAUGGUUUUGAAAGGUCAGAUGCAGAGCAGAUGUGGCAGAAUGAAAAAAGCGCUUGUCACUCACCUUUUCUCUACUACUUGACCAAGCCACCUACUCUAUCCAAACAGGAGAUAGAGUUUACCAAUGAUAAUAUGUAA